GUUGCGGCCGGCGCCAUUUUCUCGAGCUGCCUGUUUCGGGUGCCGCCAUGUUGGUGAGGAGAAAUCACCGUUACGGCCACUGUCCAAAUCCCCGCGUCGGUGCACGCCGCCCGCCCGCUCCCACGCCACAGCCACCGGCGGCGAAUAGAGACUAGAGCGGCAGCGCCGGCAGCGCGGGGCCGUUGCCCAGUGUUUGCAGUUAGAGCCCCACCUCUCUGGCGUGGUUGUUAAUAGACUGGAAAGUCUGUGUCUGUGUCGCUCACUAGUAACCGUGAGUUUUUACCACUUCGUCACCUGUCGGCGGCGGCCGGGAGCAGGUUCCCGCAGGCGGCGCAGGGGUCUUCCCCGCGCCCCGCCGCCGCCGGCCUCGCAGACCUGCCCUCCAGCCCCGCCCCGUUCUUGACCAAACAUGACAGACUCUGAACAUGCAGGGCACGACAGAGAAGAUGGCGAAUUAGAAGAUGGUGAAAUAGAUGAUGCAGGAUUUGAAGAUAUACAAGAAAAAGAAGCAAAAGAGAAUGAAAAGCAGAAAAGUGAUAAAGCCUACAGAAAAUCAAGAAAAAAGCACAAGAAGGAAAGGGAAAAGAAAAAAUCCAAAAGGAGAAAACGUGAGAAACAUAAGCAUAAUUCCCCAUCUAGUGAUGAUAGUUCGGACUACAGCCUUGAUUCAGAUGUUGAACAUGCAGAAAGUUUCCAUAAAAAAAGAACUGGUUUCUACAGGGAUUAUGACAUUCCAUUUACUCAGCGUGGACAUAUAUCAGGAAGCUACAUGACAUCAAAGAAGGGUCAACAUAACAAAAAAUUUAAAAGUAAAGAAUAUGACGAGUACAGUACUACCUACAGUGAUGACAACUUCGGUAACUACAGUGAUGACAACUUUGGUAACUACGGUCAGGAAACAGAGGAAGAUUUUGCCAAUCAGCUGAAACAGUACAGACAAGCUAAAGAAGCCUCAAAUACUGCUUUAGGGUCAUCAUUUUCUAAAGAAUCAGGGAAAAAACAGAGAAUGAAAGGAGUUCAGCAAGGUAUUGAACAGAGGGUUAAAAGUUUUAAUGUUGGUCGUGGACGUGGCUUGCCGAAGAAAAUCAAACGAAAAGACCGUGGGGGAAGAACCAAUAAAGGGCCUAAUGUUUUUUCAGUAUCGGAUGACUUUCAAGAGUAUAGUAAACCAGGGAAAAAAUGGAAGGUUAUGACUCAGGAAUUUAUUAAUCAGCACACAGUGGAACACAAAGGAAAACAGAUCUGUAAAUACUUCCUGGAAGGGAGAUGUAUUAAGGGAGAUCAGUGUAAAUUUGAUCAUGAUGCAGAGUUGGAGAAAAGAAAAGAGAUCUGCAAAUUUUAUUUACAAGGAUAUUGUACCAAAGGAGAGAACUGCAUUUAUAUGCAUAAUGAAUUUCCAUGCAAAUUCUAUCAUAGUGGAGCAAAAUGUUACCAGGGGGACAACUGUAAAUUUUCCCAUGAUGAUCUGACUAAAGAAACAAAGAAACUUUUGGACAAAGUGAGUAAUAUUUUUGUACCUUGGCUACAUAUAAAUGCUUCAUUCUUUAUAGUAAGUUUUUGUCUGCAUUUAGAUGAUACAGUUAACUGGUAUUCCAGUAGUGAAGAGGAAGAAGGAAGCAGUGUCAAGUCAAUACUGAAAACAUUACAGAAACAAACAGAAACUUUAAGGAAUCAGCAACAACCUUCCACAGAACUCAGUCCUCCUACUGAUCCAAGACUUGCUAAAGAGAAAAGUAAAGGAAACCAAGUGGUUGACCCUAGACUUAGGACUAUCCCAAGGCAAGACAUCAGAAAGCCUUCUGAGUCUGCCCCACUGGAUCUUAGACUUGCGUGGGAUCCCAGGAAAUUAAGAGGGAAUGGAAGUGGUCACGUAGGCUCUUCUGUUGGUGGAGCAAAGUUUGAUGUGCAUCAUGCAAAUGCUGGCACUAAUGUUAAACACAAAAAAGGUGAUGAUGAUGAUGAAGAUACAGAGAGAGAACUGAGAGAAAAAGCUUUCUUAAUACCUUUGGAUGCCUCACCUGGCAUAAUGCUCCAGGAUCCAAGGUCACAAUUGAGACAGUUCAGUCACAUUAAGAUGGACAUUAUUCUAACCAAACCCAAUUUUGCAAAACACAUUGUGUGGGCUCCGGAAGACUUACUUCCAGUACCUUUACCUAAACCUGAUCCAGUGUCUUCAAUCAAUUUACCUCUGCCCCCACUUAUAGCUGACCAGAGGCUAAAUAGGUUAUGGAAUACAAAAAGUGAUCUUCAUCAAAAUACAGUGUCCACUGAUCCAAAAUUAGCAGCCAAAGCCAAAAUUAAUACAACAAACAGAGAAGGCUACCUAGAACAAUUUGGAGACUCACACAGUUCAGGAAGUAAAUUAGGAGAUCCUAGGCUACAAAAAAAUUUUGAUCCUAGGCUUCACAGACUGCCCAAUACAGAGUCUCAUCAAGUAGUUAUGAAGGAUUCACAUACAUCAAAGGGUACCCCUCACUUAGCCAGAUCAAACCCUGGUUCAUCACAGCCCUCAGGGGCAGGAACUAGCAAUUCUGGUUCCGGGGCUCUGCCUCCAUAUGCCCCUAAACUCUCUUCCUCAGCUGGCCUUCCACUGGGAACUCCAACUUCAGUUCUUAGUGGUAUUAGUUUGUAUGACCCUAGGGAUCAUGGUUCAUCGUCCACAGCAGAGCCUGCAACAGUUUCUUUAGGAGAAAACUCAAAGAACCAGAAAAAAAGUGGUGGCUUAAAAAGUAGUGACAAAAAUGAGUCUUCUCCUGGAGAAGCUAUCCUGCCACAGAAAACAGCUCCAAAUGUGGAAGUCCCUCUUGAUGGGCCAGCUGACCCACAGGCAGAUGUUCCCAGGAGUUCUGGUAAGGUUCAGGUCCCAGCAGUGCACAGCCUUCCUAUUCAGGCAUUAACAGGCUUAAUUAGGCCCCAGUACAGUGAUGCAAGGCAGGCAAGGCAGCCAGGACAGGGGAGCCCCACCCCAGAUAAUGAUUCCGGUAGAGAAACAGAUGACAAAUCUCUGAAAGAGGUUUUUAAAACUUUUGAUCCAACCGCUUCACCAUUUUGUUAGUUAUUGUGUAAUUAAGCAGUUCCUUUCACUCUUGUGACUAUCUCAGUCCUCUGCUGUUUUGUAACUGGUUUACCUCUAUAGUUUAUUUAUUUUUAAAUUAUAAACACUUUUCAGCUGCUAGUAUCAGAACCACAUGAAGUUAUAGCCUCUAAAGCCUGUGGUAUUUUAUAUGAUAUUUUUAUAACUUUAAGAGACUGUAGUAAUUGACCUAAAAACUUAUGUUAGUUUCAGUAAAAGUACUUUUAUUGUAAAUAAACCAUCAUGAACUCACACUCUGCUUGAAUAUAUGCCAGUUGUCUUUCAUAAUCAAUGUUUAGAUAAAUGAUUGCCACUUUUUAUAUGGUUGUUUAGUUUCAAGCAAUAUGAUGUACAUUACUUUUGAGAAACAGUAUUUUGACUAGGAUCUCUCUAUUUGUCAGCACAGAACUGAUUAAUAUGUAAUACUAACUGCUAAUUAAAAUGUAAAAUCCAGUAAAGAAAACAUUUUAAAAUCACAAUUAGCAGAGCAGUUCAUGUUUAAGGGUAUCACUUUUAUUAGUAUUGGCAAUAUUAUUUGUGUAAAUGAAGCAUUUGAAUGUCAUAUCUUUUUAAAGUAUUUUAUUGUAUACUGUAUUAUAGAAGUUGGAGGUAUAUAAACAGAACAUUUUGCUAAAGUGAAAAAUUUCCAAGUUCUCUAGCAUAACUUUUUAAAUUUAAUUUUUCAUAUGAAGUAGCAAUUAGUUACUGCUGUGUUACAUUGUGAUGUUUAUGUAUGUCAGUGUUUUUGUCUUUAGCAGCAUAGUUUAUAUUGCUUUUUCAAUAGCUGCAAUAAUUGUGUUCAUCAUGACUUUGGCAAUUUUUAACAAAAUUUUUAAAGAUCCAGUGAGAGUCUGUAGUGAUUAUUACAUGGAUAAUGUUUUAAAUGUCUAGGUUCUGUAUUUUUUCUUAAAUAGCAAGAAAACACAGAGAUUGCAAGUAUAGUCAACAGCAUUUGGCUAUCAAUAAAGAAUCUCUUUCAGAUCUCACUUGGCUGGCAUUCUGUAACAGAGGGGAUUGAUUACCUGGUGUUUUAAGUAUUUAAUGUCUUCAUAGUGUGGAAAUCUCCUAAACUGAUUAGAAACUGUAUUUUAUGAAAAAUAACGUGUAUUCAUUCUUGUGUAUUUAUUGCAAUAUAUAAAUAAUGGCAACUCUUUGUUUUAUACAUACAUAAUUUAUAACUGAAACUAAGUAUUACACUGCUACUCAUAUUCUGAACUGGAAGUGUAGAACAGUGCUGGUAACAACUCCAAUACAUAUUAAUAACUUGAAAAGGACCAUUUCACUAUAAAAGACAGUGAAAGUAAGUGAUGAAAUCAGUCCUUGAAUGAAAACAGCUGCCCUUGAGAAGUGAUUUUUUUUUUUUUAAUAUACAGUAAAAUAUUUCAUGGGAACCUAACACUCAGAUAGCAUAUGGUUUAUUAAUAAUGCAUAUCCUUUCUAAUCACUUCUUCAAUUCUUUCUGCUUCAGUUCUGUGCUAAAAUGGGGUUGUGGUUAAGUGAACAAGAACUCUGCCUACUUAAGUUCGUUGUGUUCCAAGUGGAAGGAGAGUUACUGAAGGGAAUGUGAAUUUUUACUGUUUGUACUUCAGAUACAUUUGCUGUCUGAAAUGACUCUGGAUAACAUUUUUGGCUUCAAAAUGUAAUUUAAAGCCACCAUACAAAGUAUUUUCUAAUUUACUCUCCAAAUGAAUUUUGUUGUUAAUUGAGAAGUCAAUAAAAUGGAUUAAACUGACAGAAAA
Molecule: messenger RNA, 4812 nt
Organism: Cebus imitator (Panamanian white-faced capuchin)
Lineage: Eukaryota; Metazoa; Chordata; Mammalia; Primates; Cebidae
Gene: ZC3H6
Product: zinc finger CCCH-type containing 6
Exons: 9
Coding region: 410-3055 (881 amino acids)
Biological process (GO): negative regulation of DNA-templated transcription
Cellular component (GO): nucleus
Molecular function (GO): metal ion binding; RNA binding
Source: RefSeq, a predicted model, not a curated record